CAGAGGAGAGGGAGAUCGGGCAGCUAGGGCAGUUUUAUUUUGCUUUUCUGUCUUCGAAAUUCUUUGCUCAAGAGUCCUUGGAAGUAAUAAUAUUUAGGAAUUCAAUUGGUGUUUAGGCCUCCAGAUGGAGAGAGGGAGGAAAUGAGUGGAAGAAGCUUGUGUGUGUGAGAGAAACAGAUAGAGAGGUGAGGGAGACUGGAGGCUGGAGAGGGCUCCAUUCUUGCGCUUUAUUCGGUUCAAAAUAGUGUCUUUGCUGCAACUCUGAGAAUGAGGUUACGAAUGGAAGAGUGCCCACCUUCGCUUCUUAUCAUCACCCCAUUCUCCUCUCCUGUUUUCUAGUGCCUACAUUACUUUCUCCCCCCUCAUAGCUCCGACUUUUUCCACAAAAUCCUGCAUUUGGGUUUUAACAACCCGGCUCUUGCUUCUUUUCUUAUUAGACUAUGCACCCUACUUUGAUCCUAUAAAUCCAUUACUGGGAGAGUUCCAAAAAAAAUUUUUUUUUCUUAAAUCUAGACGAUGUUCAUGGCAGUUUCUCUGUUCAUUUCUUAUGAAGAAUCCAUUAAUUAAGAGAUCAGGGGAAUAGUUCAGUGGAGAAAGAGGUGGGCCUCUUCCUUCAAGGCACUCUCUCUGUCUCUAUUUUUCAAGUCAUAAUAGGUUUGGACCCAUUUUCUCUUAUCUGUUAUUUCCCACCAGUCAAGUAAAUCCCCGAUUCCUGUCGAGGUGCUUGGGCGAAGGAAGGGGGAAAGAGGAGGGCUUUUCUCCUCAGCUGCAUGAAGGAGCUCUGCAACAAUGAGGGAUGAGAAUUCUAAGAAAAGCAAGCUCUCAUGGUCCAAGACCCUGGUUAGGAAAUGGUUCAAUAUCAAAAAUAAAGCUCAGGACUUUCAUGCUGAUGAUGUUGUUGAGAGAGGCGUAGAUGGAGAAUGGAGGACCAACUUUUCUGAGAGAGAAACAUGGACUGUUAAGAAAAGCAAGACAGAGAGAUUCUGUAAGAGGAACCCUGAUCGAGCUUGGCAAGCAAGUUUUGAUUUUGAUGAAGCUCAAGUAACUGAUACUCAGGAUUACAGAUUAUUCGUUGCAACAUGGAAUGUUGGUGGAAAAUCCCCACCAAGCCAUCUCAACCUUGAGGAAUGGUUGCAUGCCUCACCUCCAGCUGAUAUUUAUAUACUGGGGUUUCAAGAAAUCGUUCCUCUUAAUGCCGGAAACGUCCUGGGUACCGAAGACAAUGGCCCCGCGAGGAAAUGGGUUUCUCUGAUCAGAAAAACAUUGAACAACCUUCCCGGCGCGAGCGGAUAUGGGAGCUUCCACACACCUUCCCCAGUCCCCAACCCAAUUGCUGAGCUUGAUGAUGACUUCGAGGGUUCUUCGACGAGGAAGAAGAACUCAUACGUAUUUCAUCGCCAUUCCUUCCAGUCUCUAAGCCGGAGCUUAAGGAUCGACGGCGACAUCAUGGUUCCACAGCCGUCUGUAAAUCGUCGAUUCAGCGUUUGCGAUCGAGUCAUAUUCGGCGGCAGGCCGAGCGACUUCGAUCCCAACUACAAAUGGGCUUGUUCUUCCGACGAUGAGAAUGUCGGAGUAGAAUCGCCUACUACCUUCUUCUUCUCCCCCAUGUCCUACGGCUAUAGUGUUUCUGCGAGCACGGAAGACAGAGAGAGAUGUUUGGGGAGAUCAAGGAUUAAUACAAGGUACUGUCUUGUUGCGAGCAAGCAAAUGGUUGGGAUUUUCCUCACAGUGUGGGUCAGGAGUGAAAUAAGAGACGAUGUGAAAAACCUGAAGGUUUCCUGCGUUGGCAGAGGUCUUAUGGGUUAUCUUGGAAAUAAGGGUUCGAUUUCAAUCAGCAUGUCUUUGCACCAAACAACAUUCUGCUUCAUCUGUAGUCAUUUAACUUCCGGCCAGAAAGAAGGCGACGAACUUCGGAGGAAUUCAGACGUAAUGGAGAUUCUAAGAAAGACGAGAUUCCCACAAGUUAAUCAACAAGGCAACGAGAAAUCUCCUGAAACAAUCUUAGAUCAUGAUCGAGUAAUAUGGCUUGGAGAUUUGAAUUAUAGAAUCGCUCUUUCCUAUCGGUCAACGAAGGCUCUGGUUGAAAUGCACAACUGGAAAGUGCUGCUCGAAAAGGAUCAGCUGAGAAUCGAGCAAAGGUGCGGGCGUGUUUUUACUGGGUGGAAUGAAGGAAGAAUAUACUUUCCCCCGACGUACAAGUACUCGACUAACUCGGACCGUUAUGCCGGCGAUGACAUGCACCCGAAAGAGAAACGUCGGACACCGGCUUGGUGCGACCGAAUUUUAUGGUAUGGAAGAGGUCUUCAUCAGCUGGCUUAUGUUCGUGGAGAGUCGAGAUUUUCUGAUCACAGACCUGUUUACAGUAUUUUCGAUGCCAAGGUUGAGUUGAAUCGUAAUCUUGUCGGCAGGAAUACGAAUUAUGUGAGCUCAAGAGUGGCUGUGGAGGAACUCUUACCUUACUCUCAUGGAUACACUGAGUACAAUUUUUACUGAUUUGGGACUAAGGAGCUUUAUUGGUAAAAAAGAAUGUACAAAUUACUUGUUGAGAUCAAUCUGUGAGAAGUGGAAACUGAGAUUUGGACUUCUUAUGAUUUCUCUGUAGAAUUCGAGGGAGAAAGAUCUAGUAGCCACAGAGAUAAAAAAGUUUAUGAAGAUGGGCCUAAUAUGAAGCAAUAAAGUAACUCUCGCCAUACUGACCACCAUGAAUGAGUUCUAAGAAAUCUGCAACUGAGAAGAUGAUCAUACUACAUCAGCAUGUAGAGCUCUUUUCUGAGAACUGGAAGCUCAUUAGUCAUAAUUGCUAACCUAUUCUUUCUUAGCAAAUAGUUGGUAGGAGUUUUGAUUUUAUUUGUAUUUUUUUCUGGAAGCAUGGGGCAGAAGAAUCAUAGCAGAUUAAUAAAGAAGUGUAAAAAAUUUUCUUUUUGAUUUUUAUAAUUUGGAAAGGAUGAGAGAUGAGCUGCAUACAUACUUACAGCAUCAGAGAUAGGGGAAUGUAAGCAAUUUUAUAUGGUUUUUAUUCAUCUGUAAAAGGUUUUGCUACUGAUUGCAUCUCUGAAAAAGCUUUUGUUUUCAGUUUGAACUGCAGCUGCUUUAAUAUCUAGAGUGCAUAGAAAGCUACAGGCAUGACUGUUGGUCUGUGAGUUUGAUCAGAAUUGUUAAGCGUCUUGGGAAGAAAAAAAAAA
Molecule: messenger RNA, 3182 nt
Organism: Phalaenopsis equestris
Lineage: Eukaryota; Viridiplantae; Streptophyta; Magnoliopsida; Asparagales; Orchidaceae
Product: type I inositol polyphosphate 5-phosphatase 4
Exons: 12
Coding region: 790-2493 (567 amino acids)
Biological process (GO): phosphatidylinositol dephosphorylation
Molecular function (GO): phosphatidylinositol-3,4,5-trisphosphate 5-phosphatase activity; inositol-polyphosphate 5-phosphatase activity; phosphatidylinositol-4,5-bisphosphate 5-phosphatase activity
Source: RefSeq, a predicted model, not a curated record